UCUGCGUGCACAUUCGUGAAAUUUUUACGAACAUAUAAUUAUUUUAUUUCAUUGGAAGUAAUUAACGAUCAAUCGUAAUGAAAUAUAUAUCUGUUAGUUUAAUAUUGUCUUUAAUUUUUGCUGUAUAUGUUGUCAAUACUAUUUGGACAUUAGCUGAAAUUUUCAUACCGCCAGAAUGUAGUCGUGGCGAGAGAUGUUUUUCAUCUUAUUUAGCUUCAAAACCUGUGCAGCAUCUAGUUUUGUAUACUUCUAUAAAGGAACGUCCGCAUCUAGAAGGUUCAACAGCGGAUAGUGUUUCAAAAGUACAUACUUCUCUCAAGUUUGACUAUUUAAAUCCGGCGACUUUCGAUAUAAAGUUGAAAGUGCCACGGAAGACCCGCAAUAAUGGGACAUUGUUCAUGCAUGCUGUUUUGUUGGAUGACAGUCGCUUGUACAGAGAGUUUGACGAGAUUAUUCGUACCGAGUCUAUACAUACACUCCCCUUAGUAACACAUACGGAGCCACAAGCAGCAACUUUCAAUCUUCUACAGCAAAAUAACGAAGAACAAAAAGUGCCAGAAAAGAAAUCGGUUCGUCCAUAUGCUCAUAUAACCACUGUGGCUCCACUGUCAAUUCUAACCGAUGAUCUCAAGUUGCCUAGUAAUAAAAUACCUGGGGAGUUGUAUCCUUAUAUUAGGUAAUAUGUUUUUAGGUAUCUUAUUUACAUAUUACUG
Spodoptera litura is the source of this 713-nucleotide messenger RNA. RefSeq names its product lipid scramblase CLPTM1L-like. Gene Ontology annotation, cellular component: membrane; endomembrane system. The record is from RefSeq and is a predicted model, not a curated record. NCBI's taxonomy places the organism in Eukaryota, Metazoa, Arthropoda, Insecta, Lepidoptera, Noctuidae.